Camellia sinensis is the source of this 4735-nucleotide messenger RNA. Lineage: Eukaryota; Viridiplantae; Streptophyta; Magnoliopsida; Ericales; Theaceae. The record is from RefSeq and is a predicted model, not a curated record.
UCCGGCUUCAAUUAUCCCCACAAUCACUGGCUUUGUGUUUUUGAUUUCAUUCUUUGUUUUUCAUCUCCUUAUAUGUAACUUUAUUUUCAUGGCGAGAGGCCCUGUAUCAUAUCUAUUGCGUUUAUAUUCAUCCAAAAACAACCUCUCUAGGGUUAGGGUUCUCUUCUUCCAUUCAAACCCAUGCCGAGAAUUGUAUCCCUCGUAUAUAUAUAUAUAUAUAUAUAUGUAAUUAUAUAGUGAUUAUUCUUUAUUAUCAUUAAAAAAGAUUAUUGAACACCCAUGAAUCUACUUAUAAAAUUUUGUGAACCUUAGCUCUGUUUUUUUCACUAUUUUGUUAGCAUUUUGGAUUUGAUAGAAUGUGAUCCUUAAUCCCACAGCACAUAUCUAUAAAUCUGAAUAAGCUCUGUUUUUUUCACUAUUUUGUUAGCGUUUUGGAUUUGAUAGAAUGUGAUCCUUAAUCCCACAGCACAUAUCUAUAAAUCUGAAUAAUUCCAAAUCGGUUGAUUACAUAUCUAUAAAUCUAAACACAAGCCUCGUCACUAUGAGCACAUUGACUCAAUCCAUGCUUACAUCAUCUUCAAUGACUCAAACUCAUGCUUCCGCCAUGACUACUGCACAGUCAUGUUCGCCAUGACUACUGCAUAUUCAUGUUUACAUGGUUCUCUCAUGCUACAGAGGAGGCAUGGAUGGAGAAAUCUCUAACAUAAAGAAGUGGAUCAUAUUGUAUCCUAUUUACAUAAAUUCAAAGAAAACAAUAGCAGAGGGAAGGCGAAUAAGCACAAGCAAAGCCUGUGAAAAUCCUACUUGUGCUGAGAUUGGUGAUUGUUGCUCUCAUCUUAAACUCCCAUUUGCAAUUGAGAUAUCGCAUGCAUAUCCACGAGAUUUCAUGCAACAAGGAAGGGUGAGGGUAUUGCUGAAAAAUGAGGAUGGAACUUUCUCUAAUCCAGCCAUUUCUUCAAGGAAACAGCUAAUGCUUCGCAUAGCAGAGUUGGUACCCAGACACCCUGGGAGGACCAAGAAACAGGAGCCUGCUGCUGCAUCGACCUUGGGUGCUGUACCUUCAAAAUCUGGGAGAGGUGGAAAAAAGAAGAGAUAGCUUCACUAGUUUGUGUUUCUUCCCCGUUGUCAGUGUUAGGCCCUAAAAUUUUUACAUCAAAUAUUUUUUUUUUUUAAAACCCUCCAUGUUUUUAUUAGUCACCAUAUUUUUUUUUGUUUGGAAUGUUUAAAGAUACUUUUUUUUUUCCCCUGAAAAGAGCAGCCGCAUUUUUGUGGGGAUAGAAAUUGUGGUAGUGAACUAGUUCAAAGGAAAUGCAUAGUUAACACUUAAUAGUGCAAUGUGUAAAAUUAUCCAGUAAUCUUGGGAACAUGCUGACAUGGUGCUUCCGGAUCAAUAAGAACAAUGGUCAUGGGAUAAAUGUUGUUGGCUUGAUCCACAUCGUUGGAUGAUGGGAGACCGGUUGCGUAUGAGUUUUGGGCAUGUCAAAAGUUUCUGUGACAAUUUUCAGCAUGUGCAUUGGCAGUAAAGCUUGUGCACAUCCUAUAUGCCUAGUAGAUCUUAGAUCUGUGUUUGCACUGACUUCAGAGAUGGGGUUGAAGGGAGAGCUGAAAGAAAAGUUUCCAGUUGUCCUGUUUCAUGAAGGUUUAUGGGAGAAGGACUCACAGUAAGUUCUCUUACAUUUUCUUCAUUUCUCCAUCUCAUACUGCAACCUCAUAAUUGAAGUGUGUUAAUUAAGGUCUUGAUGCUAGAGAAAUUAACAUUGUUAUGAUCAUAAUUGUGCUUCUCUAUAGAGAGUUCCACUAGAUCAAUCAAAUUUAUCAUGAUGAAUACAAUGCAAAAUCUUCUUCUUUUUUUUUUUUCUUCUUCUAAAAGAAAGUGCACAUGAUACAAUUUAUCAUGAUGAAUACAGUGCUGUUAAGAUUGUAUCUCAAAAAUAGACCACUUACAAAGUUUGUCUCAGUAAACACUUGGAAGUGUUUGACAUGUAUAAUAUAUCGCCAAAAGCACAAAAAAUAGUCAUGGAUAAUUAUUUUUGCAACCAAUCAUGACCUUCAUUGAUAAAACUACUUAUAAACUUUUAUCUUUCUCCAUAGACAGUUAGAAUCUCUAAUAACAUCCACUAUUUUUCAAGAAGUGCACGGCUCUAAAUUAUUUCAAUUAGAAAGAAAGUAUUCAAACUAGUAUAAAGAUCAAUGGCAUCUUAAAAGGGUCUGCAUAUAUAUUCCCAAUAUAAAAAUGAAUAAUAAAAAAUUAAAAAUUUUGUUAAUGAGUUCACCAAAGGUCUAUUUGGUGUAAUUUCUUUCAAAUUAAAAGUUGAUAAUUAAAAAAACAUAAGUUGAAAGUAUAAGUAUCCUUCUUAACUUUUCAAUAACUAAAAUUUUCAACUUAUUUAAAUUAAUUUUGUCGUAUUAAUUAUAAGUAGAAGUUACACCAAACAAUUUUAUACAAAUUUUCAAAAUAAGAAAGUUAUAUGCAACCCAAUAAAUUACACCAAACAGGAUGUAAGGAUAUUUGUUAAAAAAUUUAAAUUAAUUGUACAUUCUUCAUAAAAGUGUGUUUCUAUAAAGAAUAUACAAAUUUUAAACUUUUUCUAUCAAUACCCUAAAAGAUUAAAAAAAUUAACAACAAUGAUUUAUCUCACUAAUUUAGGAGUACUAAUUGAGAACUAAUAAGGUGAAAAUUCAAAAAAAAAAAAAGAAAUUAAGGCCAAACAACACAUCAAUGAGUGGGCCCACCUCCUAGAGCUCUUUUAGAGUUCAUAAUUUAAACUUCCCAAAUAUUUUUCUAAAAUUAAAGAUAGAAAUUAAAGAAAAAUGAGUAAGAGCACUAAUUAGUGCUAUCACUAAUGAUGUGGCAGUGGGCCCCACCAUAAAUGAUUUGAUGUUUUGACCUUAGUGUUGUAUUAUUUUUUUUUUUAUUGAGUGCCAUGUCAUUAGUGGUCUUUUUAGAACUCCAAAAUUAGUGGUCUCUAUCAUUGUUGGAAAUUAAAAUGACUCCUUACUCCUGUCCUUGCUUCUAGAGAAAAGAAGACAUGCUAGAGGGCAGAGAAGGAAGACUAAUUAAAAUACUAAUUUCUUUUUCUGUCAUCAAAGUUGUAAGAUUUGAAGAAUUUUGAAAUGGGCCAGUGUACCACUACUAUGCAUUGUAAGUGUGAUUUGGUAGCAGAUACUGUCAUCAAAGUUGUAAGAUUUGAAGAAUUUUGAAAUGGGCCAGUGUACCACUACUAUGCAUUGUAAGUGUGAUUUGGUAGCAGAUACUGGGGACUAAUAAUCAAAAGGUUCCACAAAAAAGACACAACUAUGAAUAAACGAAUUAACGAAAUGAUUAGAUCAUUUUUUUUCUUCUCUUGCUUAAUACCUUUAGACGGUGGGUGAUUAUCUCUUUCCCACUACGAAAUAAUAAUAAUAAUAAUAAUAAUAAUAAUAUAAAGAAAAAGUGAUAUAUAUAUAUAUAUAUAUAUGCAAUUAGGACAUGAUCACUUUGUUCUUUUGAGAUACAGAAGAAUCUCUUCUGUCAUUCUCAUCUAAAUUUGGGUACUAGAACAAUAUUGCUGGGGUGCAGUGAAACUGAUCAUUCUUGUUAUUGUGGAGGCGUAUUUUGUGAAUGAUAGCACGUGGUUAAGGUGACGUCGAAGUGUCAGUCGAUGUACCACGUGGCUUGGUCAUGCACCGAGAUGAUCUUAGCUAAGCCGAGGUUAUCUAUGGAGACACCGGAGUCCAAGGUAAGCAGAUAAGGGACAAGAGUUCUAGAACAGAGGAGGAUCUCAGUCUGGGUAGAGGUAAGGCUCGAGAAGAGUUUAUCUUUAUCUAGAUGAAGGUCCAAGAUGAACAUGGAGCCUGAGUCCAUUGAAGUGAGGCUUCUAAGGGGAUCAAGUCACUGCUGGUUAUAAAAGUGAGGCACCCUCGUGGGUCUGAGGUAAGUUCUUUCUUGUGAGUUUAAGCACUAUUUGCUAUUUAUGAGAGAUAUUGAUUACUGACUUGACUAUCGAAGUGCCAUAGGUGGACGAACCACCGCCAGAUUCUCAUAUCUUGUACAGGUUGUUAGGCUUAAUCUAUUCUGUCUGUGCUAUCCAGCUGAGUUCCCCGUUUGAUUGUGUAGUCAAAAAUCAACACCCACAAUUUGGCGCCGUCUGUGGGAACUUAAGGAGAAUAGGUGGCCAAUAACGGGUAAGGAGAAAAGAUCGGGGACGAUGUCCCAGGUGUGAUUGGAAAACAUGCCGAUCCUAACAUCGAGGAAGAAAACCAUAAUGAAGAAGCACGGGAUCAGAAUCCUGGGGAGAAUGACGUCGGCAAAGAAGGAGAUGCCCCAAAGAAAGCAGGCCGAGAUGAGUAUUAUAACGAAAGCGACCUCCAGGUAUGGAAGGACAGAUGCUUGAAGAUGGAUGGCAAGAUGAAGGGGAAGGCAAAUAAGUUGGCAGACCUACAAUCAGUUGUCAACUUCAUGAUGUAGAACAACGUAAUGCAACCACCGUACCCGUUGCAAGACACAUCGAUAACAGCGGCUAAGACCGACGCCCAGAAAAGAGGGCAGAAAGAAAUCCCAGUAGGCCCUCAGCAUGACAAGGAGAAAGAAUGUUCACAUCGGUCUUCACAGGAUGUCGGGCGAGCAGAGUCAGUAAGAGGUGAGUCACAGAGGAUGCCUCGUACCAAGGGAACCUAUGUCAAAGAACAUCGGUGUGACAACCCCACUAUGUAUCAUAUUUGGCAUUUAAUUAAUUAAGAAGAUUUAGAUUCUCAA